This is a messenger RNA of Podarcis lilfordi (Lilford's wall lizard), 360 nucleotides long. NCBI's taxonomy places the organism in Eukaryota, Metazoa, Chordata, Lepidosauria, Squamata, Lacertidae. The record is from the annotation of a GenBank genome assembly.
AUGAAUAAACAACUUACGACCUUGACUUCUGGAAUAAGCAGCUCUGCUGAAUGUAUUGAGGAUCUGAAUGAGAAAAAAUCUGCAGCUGAACCGGAACAGAUAUCUCAAGAAUUGAAGGAGACUAAACAAGGAAAGGAGAAAGCACAGAUGGAAAGUACCAACCAGAAGCCCACACAUGUGGAUUAUAAACAAGAAGACCCUUGGAUUACAUGGAUUACAAAUCUGCAAAAGAUGCGAAAGAUGAAGGAGGAGGCCCUGGAGUACUUGGAAUUCAAGAACUUAAAAGAAAGAAGAAAUAUGAUGGGGGCCUCCAUUCUGAAUAUGAAGGACUGGUGGAACUUUUGCAGCAGUUGUCUCUAA